Ctenopharyngodon idella (grass carp) is the source of this 1875-nucleotide messenger RNA. Its product is annotated as transmembrane protein 60-like. Lineage: Eukaryota; Metazoa; Chordata; Actinopteri; Cypriniformes; Xenocyprididae. The coding region runs from base 220 to 597 and encodes 125 amino acids. The record is from RefSeq and is a predicted model, not a curated record. The transcript is spliced from 2 exons.
GAUGGAGAUCUGAUCUGCGUUUCCAUGGACGCCAAUAUUCUACACAUCCGGGACACGCUGCUGAAGCCGGAAACAGAAUCACACAUUGAUUGACAGCUGCAGACCACAUCUCAACAAAACCAGAAACGAUCCAUUCAGUCAUGAUUCAGAUGAGGGUCGUUUAAUUUCGAGUUGACGAGUGAUCUGACGGGAUCUGACGGGCUUUGGCGGGACUGUGCGAUGUCUCUGGCUCAGCGGGUUCUUCUCACCUGGAUCUUCACGCUCGUCUUCCUCAUCUUGCUGGUGCUGAAGCUGGAUGGCAAGGUCAAGUGGAGCUGGUUCCUGAUCUUCCUGCCCGUCUGGAUCUUUGACAGCGUCCUGCUGCUGCUGCUGGGCGUGAAGGUGGCGGGCCGCUGCCGGGCCGGGUACGACCCGCGGCUGAAGGUCUGGUACCUGCUGGCUCUGAUGAUGAAGGUGGGUUUCUGUCUGACUCUGUGCGCGCGGCUGGAGCAGAUCAUCAGCCUGCGGCCGCUCUUCAUCUGUGUGCCGCUCUGGACGCUGCUGACCGGAGCCAUGAUCCAGCUGGGAUACAACAUCCUGCCGCAGCGGACCGACUGAUGCGGACACAUUCAACACACACAAACACACACAAUAAACACACACUCUCACACACAUGGACACAUUAAACACACACACACACAAUAAACACACACUCACACACAUGGACACAUUAAACACACACACACACACAAUAAACACACUCUCACACACAUGGACACAUUAAACAUACACACACACAAUAAACACACACUCACACACAUGGACACAUUAAACACACACACACACACAAUAAACACACUCUCACACACAUGGACACAUUAAACAUACACAAUAAACACACAGUCACACACACAUGGACACAUUAAACACACACACACACAAUAAACACACACUCACACACAUGGACACAUUAAACACACACACACACACAAUAAACACACUCUCACACACAUGGACACAUUAAACACACACACACACAAUAAACACACACUCACACACAUGGACACAUUAAACACACACACACACACACAAUAAACACACUCUCACACACAUGGACACAUUAAACAUACACACACACAAUAAACACACACUCACACACAUGGACACAUUAAACACACACACACACACAAUAAACACACUCUCACACACAUGGACACAUUAAACAUACACAAAAUAAACACACACUCACACACAUGGACACAUUAAACACACACACACACACAAUAAACACACUCUCACACACAUGGACACAUUAAACAUACACAAUAAACACACAGUCACACACAUAUGAACACAUUAAACACACACACACACACAAUAAACACACACACAUGGACACAUUAAACACACACACACACACACACACACAAUAAACACACUCUCACACACAUGGACACAUUAAACAUACACACACACAAUAAACACACACUCACACACAUGGACACAUUAAACACACACACACACACAAUAAACACACUCUCACACACAUGGACACAUUAAACAUACACAAUAAACACACACUCACACACAUGGACACAUUAAACACACACACACACAAUAAACACACACACACAUGGACACAUUAAACACACUCACACACAUAUGAACACAUUAAACACAAAUUGGACUCUUAAAGUUUGAUAUUUGUACAUUUUAUUUCAGGUCGAUAAUUUGUGGGUUUAUUUCUUUGUUUUCAUCUUGUAAAUACAUUUCCAUCUGCUGAUGUUUUAUUUGUUUUUUCUCGUGUGAAAUCUGAAGUUCAUGAACUGACGAAAGCAAACAGAGCGAACACAACUGAAUAAACCCACAGAACCUGACGUGAACGCGGAAACGCCA